This is a messenger RNA of Octodon degus (degu), 2789 nucleotides long. RefSeq names its product kallikrein-2. The transcript is spliced from 5 exons. The record is from RefSeq and is a predicted model, not a curated record. Gene Ontology annotation, molecular function: serine-type endopeptidase activity. Gene Ontology annotation, biological process: proteolysis. NCBI's taxonomy places the organism in Eukaryota, Metazoa, Chordata, Mammalia, Rodentia, Octodontidae. Bases 502 to 1293 code for a protein of 263 amino acids.
UGGGUGCCAGGGUUUCUAUUUCCAGGAGAGGAGAUGGAGGCUUACAACUUUGGUCCAGAGUGGCAUAGGCAGUUUCCUAGCCUCAGGGUAUUUCAGGGGAUACUGGGAUUUGGGGUACCAAGGAUGCUCCUGGGACUUAGGUACAUGGGGCUUUGGAUUGUGGUCCAGUCCUGCCCUCGUUCUGGCUCAGUGGGGGCUCUCUUUUCUGGCUCUGUCCCUCACAUCAAGGCUUUAGGAGCCUCCUCAGGCCCUGGGAGUGCAUCCAAGGUGAUCUAGUUAGUACCUUUAGAACAACGAGUACUGGGUCCUCCUCCCCUCCUACAGUUCUCAGUGUGGAAGGAGGUGUCCAGUUCUAGCAGCAGGGCAGGGUCUUGGCUCGUGUCUGGGUGCCUCUAGGGCAAGAGCAGGGUCCUGGGGAGGAUGAAGGCUUUAUAAGGCUCCUCGGGGAAUUUCUUCAGUUCCAAGCUUGCCACCUGCCUGCCCCUGGACACCUCUGUCACCAUGUGGUUCCUGGUUCUGUGUCUUGUCCUGUCCUUAGGGAGGACUGGUGCUGCACCCCCAGUCCACUCCCGCAUCAUAGGAGGCUGGGAGUGUGAGAAGCAUUCCCAGCCCUGGCAGGCGGCUGUGUACCACCAUGGUUUAGCAGUGUGCGGGGGUGUCCUAGUGCACCCCCAGUGGGUGCUCACAGCUGCCCACUGCCCCAGCAGCGAUAGCCAGGUCUUGCUGGGUCGCCACAACCUGUAUGAGGAGGAGAACACAGCCCAGCACAUCCACAUCAGCUACGCCCUUCCACACCCGCUCUACAACUUGAGCCUCCUGAGGCAUGGGUCAUCGGGCCUGGAGAACGACUUCAGCCACGACCUGAUGCUGCUCCGCCUGGCGGAGUCCGCCAACAUCACGGACGCCGUGAAGGCCCUGGACUUGCCCACCGCGCAGCCAGACCUGGGGAGUACAUGCCUCGCCUCCGGCUGGGGCAGCACCGAACCAGAGGUAGACCCGUUGGUGCUCCCCAGGACUCUGCAGUGUGUGGACCUCAGCCUCCUGUCCAGAGAUAUGUGUGAGAGCGGCUACUCUAUACCGGUGACAGAGUUCAUGCUGUGUGCUGGGCACUUGCAGGGUGGCAAAGACUCCUGUGUGGGUGACUCGGGGGGCCCGCUCAUCUGUAAUGGUGUGCUUCAGGGUCUCACGUCCUGGGGCGGUAAUCCCUGUGGCCAGCCUGGAAAGCCUGCCCUGUAUACCAAGCUGGUGGCUUACCGGGAGUGGAUCAAGGACACCAUGGCAGCCAACCCCUGAGUGCUCCUGUUCCUCUCUACCUGAAGUAAAAUCGAGUCCACACCAAGUUCUGGCAUCGUCCUGUGUCCCUUGCCACUGGGCAUCUGGAAACUCAGAGUCCACUCACCAGGACCAGAGCCUCCCAGCCCUCCCAGUCUACAUCCCGAGGGGUGGGGCCAGGGCUGCAAGGACAGGGAAGUGGAGAGACAGGUGUGCCCCAUGGGUCUCUAAUGGGUGUAAUCUUCUCAUCCCCUUUUGUGCCCUUGAGAACUCUAUCUCCAGAUGGCUCUGAGAGGUCUGGGGACACAGAGUGGACAUGGGGGGCUGUGACAGGUGUGUGGUGUGAAGAUGGAGCAGGCAUGGGACAGUGGAUAGUGCCCCGUGAUGGAUUCUGUCCACCCAGCACAGAGCUGGAGCCGGAAGCACAGUGCCCAGACACCGACGCAGCAAGGGUGGCCUCUAAAACAUCACCCCUUGGUCCCUGUGGCCCUGGGAAACCUAAAGAAGACUGUGAGCAGGGUGGGGAGGGCCCAGGGAAGAGACCAGAGCCCUGGGAAUCUGAUCAUUGUGGGAAGUACGUGGAGGUCCUCCAUGCCACCCUCAGCCUCCAUGGCAUUACAUCUCACGUGGCUGACCUUAAGUGCUUGGCCCACAGGCUCCCUGGAGCACGACCUGGGGUCCCUGUGGUACACAGACAGGCUCACUGGACUCAUGCCAUUAGUGUGAGCUUCUGGGCAUGGUCCACGGCUCCAGUACAUGGAGGCACUGUCGGGCAGAGUUCUGGGCAUCAGAUGCUGUCUUCUAUAAGCCACUUGAAGAAGAGUCCUCCCUGGGGGACGUGGGACUGAGCACUGCGACCUCCUGAGUUAGCCUUUUCUGUAUGGGGCUGCACAGAAGGGAGGGAUGAGGGAAGCAGCUGGGGUCUGGUCUGGUCCUGGGAUCGAGUGCACCAGGAGUUAUCCCUGCGACGAGUAAAUCUGGAGCUGGGCAGGCACAGUGAUCGGUUUCUUUGCCUGCCUCCACAUGAUCAGCGAGGGACAGGGACAGCUUCCCACUGUGGUUGUGAGAUGGCUGGGCACAUGCAAUCAGAAACAGAGUUAGCCACAGGCAUGCACAGCCUGCGGAAGAGCACCCGUGUGCCAUGUUGUAGGACAGGAUUGCGCUCAGGGUCAGCUUGACGAGAAGGGCUGGGGAUCAGGUUUUGUAGCAUGGGAGAUGGAGGAACCUGGGCGCCCACAGGGGAGUGGGCUUGCUGUGUUUCAGGCAUCUCAUGGGCUGACAGGGAGUGAAACCCGUGAGGCUGGGGACCUUCUGAGGUGCAGCUGAUCCAGCUGAUAAGGAGAUGGGGUGUCCUGUUGGGUGUGAGUUGUAUUUGGCAAGAGCAGGGGAUUUUGUGGUCCUUUUGAGGUGCUCCCCAUUAUAGCUAAUAAAGUAGCACAGAACUUCACAGUACAUGAAUGUAAAAGGACAUUUGAGGAAAAUAAACACAUUUUUAAAGAUUGAUUUUAAUCUGGGUG